Messenger RNA from Camelina sativa (false flax), 672 nucleotides. RefSeq lists its product as uncharacterized. NCBI's taxonomy places the organism in Eukaryota, Viridiplantae, Streptophyta, Magnoliopsida, Brassicales, Brassicaceae. The record is from RefSeq and is a predicted model, not a curated record.
AUGACGGCACCACCACACAUUCCUGAGGACAGCAAUGAUUUAGAUGGGGAGGAUCUUUGUGAACCGCCCACUCCUGCUCAACCACCAAACCAUUCUACAGAGCAACCCGACCCUUUACCCGAUCAUACUACCCGGGUAGAUGAUCAGGUUGACACUCCGGUCAGUCCACCUCCUAUAGACAAACCAGGAGGAGAGAAACAGAAAGAAAGACGAUUCAUCCCUCCACCUUACAAGCCUCCCUUGCCAUUUCCUGGUCGAUUUCGCAAGGAACUUCUUGAGAAGUACAAGGCGUUGUUCGAAAAACAGAUGUAUGAACUCGAGCUUCCCAUGCCUCUAAUGGACGCUUUCACCCUGAGGACUACUACACCUAAGAAACUGAGCGACCCGGGGUCGUUCACUUUACCUUGCUCAAUUGGACCAUUGACGUUCGGAAGAUGUCUCUGCACCUUGGGGGCAUCAGUCAGCUUAAUGCCUUUAACUGUAGCCAAACGUCUUGGAUUCGAGAAAUUCAAACCCACCGACAUCCAACUUGUUUUGGCAGAUCGAACUACAAGGUUGCCAAGUGAAGUAUUGGAAGACUUACCGGUCAAGGUGGGAUCAGUAGAUGUACCAACCGACUUCGUGGUUUUGGAAAUGGAUGUAGAGCCAAGGGAUCUGCUUAUCUUAGGAUGA